Molecule: messenger RNA, 2552 nt
Organism: Halichondria panicea
Lineage: Eukaryota; Metazoa; Porifera; Demospongiae; Suberitida; Halichondriidae
Exons: 16
Coding region: 92-2479 (795 amino acids)
Biological process (GO): RNA catabolic process; mitochondrial RNA 3'-end processing
Cellular component (GO): mitochondrial degradosome
Molecular function (GO): RNA helicase activity; ATP binding; hydrolase activity, acting on acid anhydrides
Source: RefSeq, a predicted model, not a curated record
AAAAUCUCCAUGCAGCUAGCUAGCUAGCUAGCUAUAGAAUUAGAACUUUGCUACUUAACUGUUCCUGUUAGCAGUAGGCACUGCAUAUGGAAUGAACCUUGGAAGGAAAUGCCUCACUUAUGUGUGCUCCCUGUGCCAGCAACCACACAAGCUCUGGACCAAGUCACCAAGCAGGUCUAGACUGCACACCACAAGGAAUGAUACACUGGGCUAUGUCAGCUUGUAUUGCAGAAGUGGAAGACCCAUUAAAAGCAUGAACUCAUACUACUCCACUGACAGUAAUGGCACACCUGAGAGGGAAGAUGAGGUCACGAAGAAGCCGCUUGAGGAUACUGGAGACAGUGUUUCAGUUGAUGAGAAUCGUGUAGAAGGGAGCACUCCAUAUGAAGGCAGGCACUUCACUAGGGAAGAUGUUAGGAAGAUCAUGGGACUGUUCAUGCAGCGGGAGAGUGUGAUUGAGGGCGUGGCUGCAGAGUACAGUCUGGAAGACAAGGAGCAAUACACGAGAGCCUUGAAACGUUUUGUACGCAAGUUAAAGAGCCCGAAAAAGUUAAAUGAUGCCGACCCUCAAGUCAAGCAGGUGGUAGAUGACAUCAUUAAAGGAACAAGUCAUGUGGAUGAGCUGAUUCCAAUAUUUCUGCGGUAUGCUCGAAUUCUGAAUCCACUGAUGGGGCCCAAACUGGAGCUACAGAAAACAAGUAACAUGGCUCUCCCUCCAGCCUGGUUCCCUGAGGCAAGAUCGCUACCACGCAAGCUCAUCUAUCACGCUGGUCCCACCAACUCUGGUAAAACCCACAACGCCCUCAAGCACUUCAUGGGAGCUGACACAGCAAUCUACUGUGCUCCUUUGAGAAUGCUCGCGCACGAGAUAUACCACAGAUCUAAUAAAGAGGGUGCAUUAUGUGAUCUAUUGACGGGGGAGGAGUCACUGCGUGCCAGUGGUGAUGAAACACAGCCUGCCCCAAGACUCUCCUGUACUGUGGAGAUGGCCAACCUCGAGAGCACAUAUGAUGUUGCGGUGAUUGAUGAGAUCCAGAUGAUAGAGGACCCCCAGCGUGGCGGUGGGUGGAGUCGGGCCCUCCUCGGACUACCUGCUCGGGAGGUCCACCUGUGUGGUCACGGCUGUGCUAUAGACGUUGUUGAGAGGCUGGCUAAGAGCAUGGGGGAGUCCCUAGAGGUGCACCAUUACGAGCGGUUGUCCCCGCUAGUGCCACUGGAGAAGAGUCUGUGUAGCAAGUACGAGAGAGUGAGGCCAGGGGAUUGUGUCGUCACCUUCUCCAGAGCCAGCGUGUUCCAGGUCCGUAAGAAGAUAGAGCAGGCCACCAAACAGCAGUGUGCAGUCAUUUAUGGAGGCCUCCCUCCAGCUGUGAGGGUUGAGCAGGCUGACAAGUUCAAUGAUCCGCAGUCUCCGUGCAAUAUCCUCGUUGCUACGGACGCCAUCGGAAUGGGGCUCAACCUUAACAUUCGACGAAUUGUCUUCCACACUCUGACAAAGUUUGACGGGAAUGAACGGAGCUUACUAUCCUCUGGUCAUGUGAAGCAGAUUGCUGGGCGGGCGGGAAGAUACGGCAAGGACCACGCCCACGGAGAGGUGACAACGUUUGAGCAGGAUGAUCUGUCCACGCUACAUGAGCUACUGGAGUUACCAGUACAUGACGUGAAGCAAGCCGGGCUCUACCCUAGCUUGGACCAGAUCGUGCUGUUUUCCAACCACAUACCAAAUGCCAAACUACACGAAAUAUUGGCACUCUUCUAUAAGAUGGCUAAACUCGAUGGAAACUACUUUCUGUGCGACGCCAUUCCUCAGAUUGAGUUAGCCUCUAGUCUGCAAGGGACGAACAUGCAUCUGAGAGAACUGUUCAAGUUCAGCAUUGCCCCUGUCGAUGAAACCAAAAGCACGGUCAUCAAGGCACUCGUACAAUUUGCGUACGCACGCAGUAGUGAGAAGGAGGUGUCAUUCCGUGACCUUUGUCACACUCUGAAGGUGUGCUCCCACCAGUCCAGGAUUGGCAUGAGGAUGAAGGCACUCACAAGACUGGAGAAUAUGCACGAGAUUAUCGACCUCUAUCUGUGGCUCAGUAUGAGAUUCCCUGGCACCUUUGUUGCGUCGGACGAGGCUCGAGAGCUUCAGGGACGUAUCGAGGGCAAGAUAAGCAUGUCCAUCCACUCGGCCUGGUACAAGAAGAGGGAGGGGUCAGUUGUCAAUGGACACGGCAAGGGACUAUUGACCACGUCUGUCAUGGGCGUUAAGAACAGUGUGUCACCAGAGCUGCUCAGGAAACUGGAGGAACUUGCAAGAUCUGAUGAUGUGAAUCUGUCGUCUCAAGAGCAAAGAAUGCUACAGAAUGAAUCGCGGAAGUUCCUAAACGUUCUGAAAGCACUCAAGAUGAAGAGACUCGGAGGUAAAGCUAAUCACUUAGUAAAGAAUCACACUGGCCACUCUAAACUUCGUCAUAGACAAUCCUCUCAAAAACAAUAGUAUAGUUAUUCUUUAUCUUGUUCAAGUGUACUUUCACUGUACAGUUUGAUAGAAUUCCACUACUUUAAAAUUA